Molecule: messenger RNA, 2850 nt
Organism: Mya arenaria
Lineage: Eukaryota; Metazoa; Mollusca; Bivalvia; Myida; Myidae
Product: sorting nexin-2-like
Exons: 12
Coding region: 26-1651 (541 amino acids)
Biological process (GO): early endosome to Golgi transport
Cellular component (GO): endosome; endosome membrane
Molecular function (GO): phosphatidylinositol binding
Source: RefSeq, a predicted model, not a curated record
ACUGCUUGGUCACGUGACAGUAAAAAUGUCCGACGACAGAGAACCUCCCCCGAUGGAUGAUGAUGAGGAUAUUUUCGGCGAAACUGAACCUAAACUAGAGACACUACCAGAUUCACACCCAGUCGGUGAGACAGAGGCCGAGAAAUCAAAACCUGAAGAGAAGACUCGCAUUCCAGUUGAUAUCAGUAUAGACAGUGACAAAGAUGACGAGGAUUUAUUCGCAGGGGGAGGUACAGAAGUGAAGUUGGACUCUGACAAUGAUGAUUCACCUGAAGCAGAAGCUGAUACACCUAGUGAGCCAGCCAAACAGGAGACACCAGCAGUUGUAGACCUGCACGAUGAGGAGGACACAGAGGAGGUUCCCAAGAUCCGGCCUAUAUCUGCAGCUGAGGAGCGUCCAAAACUGGACAUCAGUGAGACCACGACCUCCGCCACCGCUCCUGUACGUGUCUCCCGUACCGUUUCAAAAGGCUCAAAAGAUGAAGAUAAGAUAGAGGAAGAUCCCUACACAAUAGACAUCAAGGUUGUGGAACCACACAAGGUUGGAGAUGGCAUGGGCGCCUAUGUUGUCUACAAAGUUAUCACAAAUACUACCAUUCCUGCAUUCCGUAAAUCGGAGCUGAUUGUUGUUCGGCGAUUCAGUGAUUUCCUCGGUCUGUACGAGAAGUUGCGGGAGAAACAUGCCCACUAUGGUCGCAUCGUACCCCCAGCUCCAGAAAAGAGUCUUGUUGGCAUGACAAAAGUUAAGAUGUCAAAAGAGGAGGCUGGUUCAGCAGAUUUUCUAGAACGUAGAAGGGCAGCAUUGGAAAGGUAUUUGAACCGAACAGCAAGUCACUCUCUGCUGAGGAUGGACCCUGACUUCCGUGACUUCCUGGAACGAGACGGGGAGCUGCCUAAGGCUACCAACACCUCCGCUCUGAGCGGAGCUGGGGUGAAACGCCUCCUCAACAAGAUUGGCGACUCUGUGGAGAAAAUCACCUUCAAGAUGGAUGAGUCAGAUGAGUGGUUUGAGGAGAAGCAGCAGCAGGUGGACAACCUGGAAACACAGCUCAAGAAACUGCACAUGGCCAUGGAGAACCUUGUGGGUCACCGCCGGGAAUUGAGUCUGUCUACGGCUGUAUUUGCGAAGAGCGCAGCCAUGCUUGGUGCUGCUGAGGAGCACACGGCAUUGUCACGGGCAUUGUCCCAGCUGGCCGAGACAGAGGAGAAGAUUGAGGCUCUACACAAGGAACAGUCGGAGCAGGACUUCUACAUCAUGACAGAGCUGCUGAAGGACUACAUCUGCCUCCUCGUGUCUGUCAAGGAGGUAUUGCACGAGCGAGUGAAAACCUACAAGACCUGGAAAGAUGCGGAGGCAACACUGACCAAAAAACGGGAGGUGAAAGCCAAACUGGAGCUUGCCCACAAGACCGAUAAAAUAUCAGCAGCCAACCAGGAAAUUACAGAUUGGGUACAGCGUGUGGAGAAGGGUCAGCGGGACUUUGAGACGAUAUCUGCAACGGUGAGAAAGGAGAUUGCGCGGUUUGACAAGGCCCGAGUACAGGACUUCAAGACCAGUGUCGUACAGUACCUCCAGGUGCUCAUGGAGAAACAGCAGCAGAUGAUUAAACAUUGGGAACAGUUCUUGCCAGAGGCAAAGGCGAUUGCGUGAGGCGGGUGGUGACAAUUCAGGAACAAUUCACCAAUUGGGCAGUGUUAUCAUCAUUCCACAACUUCAGUGCUAUCUUACUUGUGUGUCAUAUACGGCCUUAAAGUAUUGUUACUUUAAUAAAUGUUUUAGAUCAUCCUGUAAUAUUUAACAUUUUUAUUGCAAAAUCAAAACUGCUUGUAUUAAAUGUAUUUUUUUUCAAGAUGAAUAAAUUUAUAUUGACAUUUCCACAACAUACUUUUCGUAAGUCUGUAGAAAAGAUUAAAAAUGGUAAAAAUUUCGAAUUAGGACAAUUAUCUCACUAACUUAAUAGUUGUAUAGUAUUUAUACCUCAUGAUACUCGAAAACUGAUAUCCAUCUGUGUUUAUAGAACACUGAUUCCUCAAGUUUAAAGAUGAUAUAUAAUGAUUCCGUUGAUGCUCUGAUGUGCAAUAUAUUUUCCAUGAAUGUUAUAAUCAUUCAGUACCUGGUCUUGUGCUCAUGUAAAGGUUGUUCAUCGAGAUACAAUCCAGAAAAUUGACUCAAUCUAUUCUGAUGUGGAAGCAUCUUAUUUGUUAAAAACAUUGACAUCCAUGUAUCUUGUAACUAUAUUUUAUAGAAUUUAUGAGGUAUUUAAAGUAACUCACUGAUUUUAUGACGGCAACGAUUUUGCAACUUUGUUAAAAUUGAGUAAAUUACUUACUUGUAUGAGAAACACGAAUCAGCAAUAGGCAGAUACAUGUUUGAACUUAAUUUUGUAAUCUUUGCCAAAAAAUAAGUCAAUUUUCAAUAGUGUCGCUAAUGGUUUUUUGAAAAAUAGAGCAUUUUAGGUCAUAUUUUUUUUGUAAUUUUUAAUCAAUCAUUAACAAUUAAGCUCUAAUUUAAACUGAUAAUGUUCUAUCAUUGAAACAAAAUCUUAUUCUCAUUUCAUACGAAAUUAUAUUCUUUGAUGUCUGACCUUAGAUAUCUAUUCAACAAGAAUGAGUCCCUCUAGUUCUAGCGAGGUCAGUUUGGAGUGGUAAAGAAUAUUGAGCAUUGCUGCCUGUUAUAUCAAAAUGUGUACAAAAUAUGGUUUAUUUUAAUUCAUUAUAAUUUUAGUAUACAUGUUACUAAGAGAAUACCUGUCAGUGUGUGUUGUAUAACUUAGGGAUCAAAGAUUCACUUAAAAAAUUGUUAAUGAUAUGAUACAAUGAUGUUUAUGUACUAUUAAAUUGUAAUGCUUA